AUGGACGAAUUGAACGUCGAGCUUCUGGUCCUCUGGUUUCUCACUGGAGGAGCUGCCGCCAUCAUGCUCUUGCGACUUAUACUGAAACAAUAUCGACGGCAACCAGUUUCUCUCGGUGACUACUUUACGAUUGGAGCCAUUGUGUCUAUCUUGCUGCGAGGAGCUGUCAUUCACGUUGCCAUGGUUUGGGGGACCAACAGCUUUACCCCGGCUGAUCGACAGACAACAACGUUCACUCCUGCAGUCAUCUAUCAACACGAGGUUGGAGCCAAAUUAACGAUUGUCAAUCGGGCUUUCUACGCAGUAUACACUUGGCUUCAGAAAUGUGUGAUAAUGUGCGUUCUGCAACACCUGCUGAACGGCAUUCUGUUCGAGCGAGUCCUUAAAUUCUACUGGGCAACUUUGGGAGUAACAUUUUUGGUCGUCUUCAUCGUCACAUUCACGGAAUGCCACCCCUUUAAGCUCUACUAUCAAGUGGUGCCUGACCCAGGAACCUGUGCGAAAGGCAUUAUCCAACUCGAAGUAUUUUCGGCUUUCAACAUAGCCACCGAUCUCAUGCUCAUUGUACUCCCGCUUCCUCAGCUCAUCAGGAUGAAGCGCCCUUUGAUGGAUCGCCUCCGCCUCGUGGGGCUCUUUCUCGUUGGCUUGACAAUUGUUGCAGUGACUUUUACACGACUACUCUUGAACGUUGUUCUCUUUCACAGAUCAGGCCAAUCGCACAAUGUUGCUAACGUCGAGAUCAUCUGCGCUGCAUUCGUCGCCAAUGCGCCCACGAUCUAUGGACUCUUGAAAAUGAAGGGACGAAAAAGAGGGAGGGCCGGAGCGCAAUACUUGCCGGAUUCUUACAUUGUAUCGAAGUCUGCGAGAGGGCUUGGAGGCAAUCUUUCGAGGAGCCAUGAUCUGGGCUCGGAUGGGUUCCAGUCUGGAGAUCCUGUGCAAAGUAGUGUGUGGGUUGGGAAGAGUCGGUAUGGGAAUGAGAGUGAUGAAGAGAGGAUGAUCGAGCUGGAGGACGCCAGGCCGCCAAAUAUUCAUGUCACGACAACUGUAUCUGUCACAUAG
Molecule: messenger RNA, 1059 nt
Organism: Venustampulla echinocandica
Lineage: Eukaryota; Fungi; Ascomycota; Leotiomycetes; Helotiales; Pleuroascaceae
Exons: 4
Coding region: 1-1059 (352 amino acids)
Source: RefSeq, a predicted model, not a curated record